AUGGAGCUGGAGUUUGGGACGGCAUAUGGGGUCUCAGGAGACCACCAUGCAUCCUUGCGACUCUUUCAUAGACUGGCGAUGAAUCUGGCUACCAUGGGUGAAAGCGUUCUCAUCCUGUCACCAAUCCUCGCUCCGACUGCCACGCACUUGGCGUCGAUGCAGGAUGGCCGCAGUCCCCACAUUCUCAAUCGCAUUCACCUUGCAUUCGUGUCUGACAUUGCCCACGUCGCGUCGACCCUUGCUUCUAUCGAAACAUGGUCGGCAACGACGCGGUGCCUUUUCGUCGAUACGACCUCGCUCUGUCCUCCCGUGCCGGACGUCUAUGAGGUAGCCCAUAUAAGAUCUGUAUGUCUCGCGCUCAAGCGCAUUGCGACCGUCUACCGAGCCAUCGUCGUGAUCGCGUUCCCGUCGACCAUGACUCAGUGGUACACGUCGCAUCACGUGCUGCUGACAGCAUGCCAUCCUUCGACUUCCACCACGAACCCGCCUGACGCUGUCACAGUGACCAUCGCCCGCACCGGCGCGACAUGUUCAUGCUCAUUAUCUACCUUCCUAUCAACCUAA
Aphanomyces astaci is the source of this 564-nucleotide messenger RNA. RefSeq lists its product as hypothetical. Bases 1 to 564 code for a protein of 187 amino acids. The record is from RefSeq and is a predicted model, not a curated record. Lineage: Eukaryota; Oomycota; Saprolegniomycetes; Saprolegniales; Verrucalvaceae. The transcript has 4 exons.